Molecule: messenger RNA, 3513 nt
Organism: Lactuca sativa (garden lettuce)
Lineage: Eukaryota; Viridiplantae; Streptophyta; Magnoliopsida; Asterales; Asteraceae
Biological process (GO): protein autophosphorylation
Cellular component (GO): plasma membrane; plasmodesma
Molecular function (GO): ATP binding; transmembrane receptor protein tyrosine kinase activity
Source: RefSeq, a predicted model, not a curated record
UGUGUGUGAGAGAGAGAGAGAGAGAGAGAGAGAGAGAGAGAGAGAGAGAGAGAGAGAGAGAGAUGACCAACACAUUAAGUUCUAUAUAUUGCUGCGCAACAAUGGAUUGAUUCUUAUCUCUUACAAAAGCACUUCAACCUUAAUUCUUUGAAAGCCUAAGUCUUGUUUCUUACUUUCCAUUGAUCAUCAAAAUAAUGUCUGUCCCAAAGAUGUUUGAACAUCUCAGAAUACCACUAGAAGCUAUAAGAUCAGCUACCAACGACUUUGCUAAAGACUAUUGCAUCGGAGAAGGAGGCCUUGGGAAAGUUUAUAAGGGAGAACUUAUCCUUUUCAAGGGGCCUACCAAAGUUGCUUUAAAACGUUUAGAUCGUAUAGCUUUACAACGAAACCGCGAGUUUUGGAUGGAGAUCAUGAUGCUUUCACAAUACAGACAUGAAAAUAUUGUCUCCUUCUUGGGGUUUUGUGACGAGAAAGACGAGAAGAUCUUAGUAUAUGAGUAUGCUUUUAACAACAGUCUCGACUUGCAUCUCGAUAGCAAAGAUCUAACCUGGGUUCAACGCCUUUCAAUAUGCAUCGGGGCGGCUCGCGGAUUGGAGUACCUUCAUGAUCCUGCAGGUACCCAUCAAAGAAUAUUACACAGGGAUGUUAAAAGUGCUAACAUCCUUUUAGAUGAAAACUGGAGUGCAAGUAUUGCAGAUCUGGGUCUAUCAAGAUUUCAUCAGGCUAAUAUAAGCAUAAGUAUUCUUUAUAAUAAUCCUGUAGGCACGAUGGGAUAUUGUGAUCCAAGUUAUAUGGAGACAGGGAUGCUAACAAAGAAGUCAGACGUUUACUCCUUUGGAGUGGUGUUGUUUGAGGUUUUGUGUGGAAGGUUGUGUAUCCAGAAUAAUGAUAGGCGUGGAGAAUCAUUGAUCCACCUGGUAAAAAAACACUACAAACAGAACAAGCUAAAUAAAAUUAUUUGGGUUAAUAUAAAGGAUGAAAUAAACCCAGAUUCUUUGACGGCGUUUGCAGCAAUUGCUUAUCAAUGUUUGCGUAGCAACCCUGAAAAGCGUCCAUCAAUGAACGAUGUAGUGAAAAAUCUUGAAGAUGCACGGACAUAUCAAAUAUAUACCGAGGGGACCAAAAUAUCACUACGAGAUAUAAAAUUAGCUACCGACAACUUUGCUACAAACAAAUGCAUCGGGGAAGGAGGAUUUGCAAAAGUAUACAUUGGAGAACUAGUACAGUCGGAGGGAUAUAUCAUGACCGUUGCUAUAAAACGUUUAAAUCCGACAAAUGAGGCAGGGAACCGUGGGUUUGAAAAUGAGCGUAACCUUUCUCGAUACAGGAAUGGUAAUAUUGUCAACCUUUUAGGAUAUUGUAAUGAUGACAACGAGGAGAUACUUGUGUAUGAGUACGCAGCUAAGAGAAGUCUCGACUUUUAUAUAAACAGCAAUGAUCUAAGAUGGGUUCGACGCCUUAAGAUAUGCAUUGGGGCAGCUAGCGGACUAGUGUACCUUCAUAAUCCUGAAGAUUACCAAAAAAGUGUAUGGCACCUUGAUAUUAAAAGUGGCAACAUCCUACUAGAUGAAAAUUGGAAUGCUAAGGUUGCAGAUUUUGGUCUAUCCAAGUUUAUUGUUGCUAAGCAGGAAAACACAUCUCCUAUAUCUGGUGCUGUUGGGACACCUGGGUAUUGUGAUCCGGUAUAUAUAGAGACAGGCUCACCAGCAAAGGAGUCGGAUAUUUAUUCGUUUGGUGUGGUGUUGUUUGAACUUUUGUGUGGGAGGUUGAAUACUCCCAAUAAAUAUGAGCAUCGAUCUUUAGCAGAACUGAUAAGAAAUUGCUAUGAAAAGAAUGACCUAAGUGGAAUUAUCUUUGGUAAUAUAAAAGAUGAAAUAAGUCCUAGUUCGUUGAGAGAGUUUGUCACAAUUGCUUAUCAAUGUCUGAAGAGAGACCGUGAAGAGCGUCCAUCAAUGAAAAAGAUCCUGACAGCACUUGAAACUGCACUCGAACGUCAAGUUUUACCUCUACAUCUUACACCACCACCAAAUCCAAGUUCAAAGAGCAGGAAUGAGUAUCAAAGAUCCUUAAAGCCCCUAAUUUGGGAGACAACCCGUGCCACUCUUGGAACUUUAUGGGAUGUGUCUCUUGAACAUGGAAACCAAUCAUGGGAUCCUGAAAUCGAUAUUACUGAACUCGAGAGUUUGUUUUGCAAAUACAAAGAUAGAGCUCACCUAGGUUCUGAAAAGCCCAAGCCAGAAAACUGUUGUCCGGUUCAUUCGGACAGAGCAAAUAGUUGCAAAAUUAUGCUUCAAGACAUAAAGCUUCCCAUCGCUGAUAUUACUAAUGCGAUCCUUGCAUUAGAUUCUUCUGCUCUGAGUGCUGAUCAAGUUUAUGAUCUUACUGAACUUUGUCCUACAAAUGAAGAAAUGGAGAUGAUAACGAACCAUACUCGAGAAAAGGAAACACUAGGAGAGUGUGAACAGUUUUUCUUGGAGUGUGCAAGGAUUCCAAGGAUGGAUUCAAAACUACAAGUAUUUGCAUUUGCAAUUACUUUUACCCGUCGGGUUAAGAAUUUCAGAGACACUUUAAAUAUUAUCAAAGAUGCUACUAAAGAGAUCAUGGAAUCAACAAAGCUGGCUAAGAUAAUGCGGAUAAUUCUCAAGUUGGGGAACAAAUUAAAUGCAGGCAUAGCUCAAGGAUCCGCCAAAGGAUUCAAAUUAGGCAGUCUUAAGAGAUUGGAUUGCACAUGGGCAACAAACAAGAACGUCACCCUGUUGCACUUCCUAUGCAAGGUGGUUGCUGAGCAAAUGCCAGAGUUGUUGUAUUUUUACAAGGAUCUCAUACACUUGCAAGAUGCAUAUUGGAUACAACUUAAAGAUUUGUAUGAGGAGAAGUGUGCAAUAAUCAAUAGUUUUGAGAAGGUUAAGCAAGAAUUCGAUGCUUCAGUCAGUGAUGGGAGUGUAUCUGCUAAAUUUCGGAAGGCCUUGAGGACAUUUCUUUAUAGUGCUGAUGCAGAACUCCCAUCUCUGAUCGCCCUGUUUGAUGAAGUGGAUCGGUACGCAGAGUCACUUGUCAUAUAUUUUGGAGAGGAUCCCAAUCAUUAUUCAUGGGGACAAGUUAUAACUUAUCUGGUGUAUUUUAUCGAGAUGUUCAAGAAAGCACAUAAUCAUAAUAAUAUGAAGGCAACUGCUAGAAAGAAGAAAUUGGAGACAAGUACUAAAGAAGAAUGAUGCAAGAUUUCAUUCUUAUACCAAUAUAAAACUCCAUCAUAACAAGCAAUGCACUUGUAACCAUCUAGCUAGGUUCAAAGUUCUUAUGUAACAUUGGAUAGUAUAACAUAUAAAUAAGAUAGUAAGGGAUCCGCCAAAAGAUGAAAUCAGUAACUCUAAGCAUAUACAUUGUUGAUACCGGUUAUUCUCCUGAUUUCCAUGCGUAUAUGUUCAUAUAAUUAAUUGACACAUAAUUGUGUUUUUCUCAUGUAGAUCAACCUAAGGUGUAUAAUACUUAAUGUAAAAUGUAUGUUAUAUGUUA